CCAAGGAGGAGGAGGACGUGUGAAGGUGGCCUAGCAGGUACCUUGUUAGGGAAGUCUAGGGAGCUUAGUUGCUUCUCUCGUAGCGACCUCGACAUGGACUAUAUCUACUAUUCUCUUCUGACGGGAGGCCUGCGUUGGGGCGACGAGAGACUCCAGCUUAUAGAGCUGGUACGGUCUAAAGCUCCUACCCCGUAUAGGGAUUGGUCGAGAAAGGCGUCAUCAGAGUGGAGGCAUCCUCCGCUAGCAUACGUGUGGGACCUCCUAGACAGAGAGCUUAGGGCCAGGCCGGAGUACAUCGCUUCAGUGGGCCGACUCUUUGUAGACGACUGGGACGCCUGGUGGAGUGACGCUCUUAUAUCCCCGCAGUUGAUUGUGCGGUACUACGAGAGCAUAGGGGCAUCGAGGUACGCCCUAGAGCCGCAGAUAGACGACGGUGACGUUGACGACGAGGAGGCGUGGGAGCCCGACUGGGUGGAUGCCGACGAGGAGGAUUCCGAGUCGGAGGAUGAGAUAGAGGAGGUUGAGGAGGUGGACGGCGCUGCUGCUGGGUCGAUCCAUUUUCCGAGGCUAGUGCGGAAGCGAGGAGUAGAGUAUGAGUCGCCACUCUGGGUUGGCAUGACGCAAAGCGAGUCUGUAUUGUACAGGCACAGACGACGAGCGUCGUAUUCUCUGCGGUGGGAUCACCGAGGUUCCGAUUCAUGGAGGAGUGUUGACGAUAGGAAUCCUCGAGUGAUCGUGCAAGAAGUGGUGUUAAGGCGCCGACUUCCCGUGGAUGAGCGACACCAGCCCUCCUCGCGACGAUUGUCGUAUGUGAGCAUGGUCCCGAGACGCUUAACACGUGAUGAGGCGACACUGCAAGUUCCUUUGGCGGUAAGCAUAGAUGAGGACCUAUCGGACAGUGAGUGCGGGGAGCUUGCGGAGGACGUCAUACGGGAGCAGAGGUUAGGAGCGCUAAGGGAAAUUACGAGCCAAAGGUGGAUGAUCUAUUUCUGUGUAAGAGGAGUUAUACGGGUGGAGAUCGUGCAAGACGAGACGCCAGUGGAAGCACGAGCUAGGAUGUGAGGAGAUCUAAGAGGCUGAGUGAAGAUCGGAGAUCGAGGAUGGAGGAUGAGAGACUGAAAAGAGUGAAAGAAAGAAUUAUAGAACCUGUGUUAAAAAGGGUCAAGGACUUGGCGGAAAGAAUCAAAGCAUGCGGAGUCU
Chara braunii is the source of this 1200-nucleotide messenger RNA. The record is from the annotation of a GenBank genome assembly. Lineage: Eukaryota; Viridiplantae; Streptophyta; Charophyceae; Charales; Characeae.